AUGGCCGAUUCGGGCUACAAGAGGUCUUCGCGGCGACAAGAUGGCGACCGUCCGCAGCAGUGGGAUGAUAGAGACCGCCGAAAUCGUGGUCGCGGUGGAAGAGAGCGCGAUCACGACAGAGAACGAGACAGGGAUCGAGGACAAGAUCGGGGACAGGAGCGAGACCGGGACCGGGACAGGGACAGAGACAGAGACUGGGCCAGAGACAGAGACCGGGACAGGGAGCGAAAUCGCGAUCGCGGAAACCGGAACCGAGAGCGGGACUCGGAUCGUGACCGCGACCGUGAUGGAGAUCGAAAUCGGCGCUAUCGAUCACGCUCGAGGGAUCAUCGCGACCGCCGACGGUCGAAGUCCCCGAGUCACGGAGCCACCGACGGAGUUGAUGACAGAAGCAGUGGCUUCAAGGACCGCGAUGGCGGCAGAACGAAGAAGGCCUUUGGCGGCCGCGAGACUGAGCCACCACGAGACGAGCUACUAGCAGCAUCUGCGCCAAGGCAGGGCGCUCGUGACGAGACGAGAGACAAAGAGCGUGGCGGACAUGGCCGACGUCGGUCUGCGUCGCCGCGACGCGACGCGAGCCCUCCAAACGCCAACGGCAGCAGCAGCAACAAUGCUGGCCUGCCGACGCGGACGCGACCAGCAGACAAGCGACAGGAAGUGAUAGCGACAGGGACGGCACCCAUGUCGUUUCGCGUCGGGGCAGUUCACGAUGCCGCCUACAAGGACGAAAACGACGGCGACUACGACGGCAGCCGUGACGAUCGCGGCCGAGGACGCAGCCGACGGCACAUCGACGGCAGCCCGAUGGCCGAGGGCGACGACGAUGACGACGACGACGACGACGACAACGUCCUGGUGGAGGACGACGGGACGAUGGACGCGAUGCAGGCGAUGAUGGGCUUCAGCGGCUUCAACUCGACCAAGGGAAAGAAGGUGGCGGGCAACAAUGCCGGCGGCGUGCACAAGGUCAAGAAGACCGAAUACCGACAGUACAUGAACCGCGUGGGCGGGUUCAACCGGCCGCUGAGUCCAUCGCGGUAA
This is a messenger RNA of Grosmannia clavigera kw1407, 1041 nucleotides long. Its product is annotated as u4 tri-snrnp-associated. The record is from RefSeq and is a predicted model, not a curated record. The transcript has 2 exons. Gene Ontology annotation, biological process: RNA splicing. Bases 1 to 1041 code for a protein of 346 amino acids. Gene Ontology annotation, cellular component: precatalytic spliceosome. Lineage: Eukaryota; Fungi; Ascomycota; Sordariomycetes; Ophiostomatales; Ophiostomataceae.